AUGCCAUGCUCAACCAGCUCAAAGAUAAAUGCUCUUGAUGUAGAAUAUCUCACCAUUGGCAAAGGCGCAGCAGACGCCAAGUCUAUUGGCGAUGGCGAGGAGUUCGAGCCCACCUUCCUGGAGUCUGUUGAUCAAACUGACUGCGACCCAGAAGCUCCAACGACUACUGAACACCCAUACACCACUACCCACCGAUCCAGACCUACCACCAGUAGCUUCCCAUACACCACUUCUAGCUUCCCAUACACCACUUCUAGCUUCCCAUACACCACCUCUAGAUUCCCAUACACGACUAGCAGAACCCCAUACACCACUUCUAGCUUCCCAUAUACCACCUCUAGCUUCCCAUACACCACUAGCAGAACCCCAUACACCACUAGCAGAACCCCAUACACCACUUCUAGCUUCCCAUACACCACCUCUAGCUUCCCAUACACCACUAGCAGAAUCCCAUACACCACUAGCAGAACCCCAUACACCACGUCUAGCUUCCCAUACACCACCUCUAGAACCCCAUACACCACUAGCAGAACUCCAUACAUCACUUCUAGAUUCCCAUACACCACCUCCAGAACCCCAUACACCACUAGCAGAACCCCAUACACUACUUCUAGCUUCCCAUACACCACCUCCAGAACCCCAUACACCACUUCUAGCUUCCCAUACACCACAUCUAGCUUCCCAUACACGACUAGCAGAACCCCAGACACCACCUCUAGCUUCCCAUACACCACCUCUAGCUUCCCAUACACCACGUCUAGCUUCCCAUACACCACAUCUAGCUUCCCAUACACCACAUCUAGCUUCCCAUACACCACCUCUAGCUUCCCAUACACCACAAGCAGAACCCCAUACACCACCUCCAGCUUCCCAUACACCACUAGCAGAACCCCAUACACCACCUCUAGCUUCCCAUACACCACUAGCAGAACCCCAUACACCACCUCUAGCUUCCCAUACACCACCUCUAGCUUCCCAUACACCACAUCUAGCUUCCCAUACACGACUAGCAGAACCCCAUACACCACAUCUAGCUUCCCAUACACCACCUCCAGAACCCCAUACACCACCUCAAGCUUCCCAUACACCACUAGCAGAUCCCCAUACACCACUAGCAGAACCCCAUACACCACUAGCAGAUCCCCAUACACCACUAGCAGUGCCCCAUUCAUCACGACCAACUCUGGAUUUCCCCGAUUCCCUGUAUACCGUCCCGGUUCUAAACAACAGCAAGAGGACCUAACACCAACGUUUGAAGAGUAACAUGGACUUCUUGUUUCAACAUAGAGAAGAUUUGACAUUCCACUUAAGCUUCUUUUUUUCUCGGUUUUCUUGUUUGGGUUUGGUUGUUUUUUUUACCUGAAAAAUAAAAUGCCAAAAUGCUUGAAGAGUAAACGAUAAUCCAGAUGUGCAGAAGGCAAAUUUGAUAUUUCAUUUAAGUUACGUACUUGAAGAAUUCAAGAAAACCUAAUUGAACGAAAGACAAGUUCAGUACUUCAUUAAAGUGUUGUU
Aplysia californica (California sea hare) is the source of this 1512-nucleotide messenger RNA. RefSeq lists its product as uncharacterized. Bases 1 to 1263 code for a protein of 420 amino acids. The record is from RefSeq and is a predicted model, not a curated record. The transcript is spliced from 3 exons. NCBI's taxonomy places the organism in Eukaryota, Metazoa, Mollusca, Gastropoda, Aplysiida, Aplysiidae.